ACAUUUUGGCCCAUCCUGAGGCGCUGAACUAUAAAUAAUGUCGUUGUGCGGUGCUUCGGCACAGUCACAUUUCUGCAUUCGUCGUGUGGAUUUGAUUCUGAGCAAAAAUGAAACUUCUCAUCGCUCUCGCCCUGGUGGCCGUCGCCAGUGCAGAUGUCUCGCAUCUGUUCUCGCACAGCAACAACCUGCAGGAGGAUGGCUACGUCUACGAUCCCCCGUCGAAUCCCGUCGUGAUCGAUGUGCCAUACGUGCCGAAGGAGUCCGCUCCACCCGCCGUCAUCUACCAGGCCCCCAAGCCCACGCCUCCUCGCCCCGUCUACACCGCUCCCCCAGCUAAGGUCUACACUCCCGCUCCACCAGCCAAGGUGUACACCCCUGCUGUGCCAGCCGGAGCCCUCAAGGAGGAUGGCUACCACUAUGGCCAGCCUUCGGUCAAGUUCGAAACCUACGAAAAGCCCGUGGAGACUGCCCCCGCACCAGUGUACGUGAAACCCGCCCCUCCCAAGGUCGAGUACCUGCCUCCCGCACCCGUGAAGAAGGUGGUCUACACUCCUCCUCCACCCCCACCAGCGCCUGUUAAGAAGGUGGUGUACACUCCUCCUCCACCACCGGUCUACGUGAAGCCCGCCCCUCCCAAGGUCGAGUACCUGCCCCCCGCACCCGUGAAGAAGGUCGUCUACACUCCUCCUCCACCACCCCCACCGGCACCCGUGAAGAAGGUCGUGUACACUCCUCCUCCACCACCACCAGCGCCAGCUGGCAUCCUGAAGGAGGACGGUUACCACUACGGUCAGCCCUCGGUCAAAUUCGAAACCUACGAGAAGCCCGCCCCUCCGGCUGUCAUCAAGAAGGUUGUGACUCCCGCACCACCAGUCUACGUUAAGCCCGCCCCUCCCAAGGUCGAGUACCUGCCACCCGCACCCGUGAAGAAGGUGGUCUACACUCCUCCUCCACCACCACCUGCACCCGUGAAGAAGGUCGUGUACACUCCUCCUCCACCACCCGUCUACGUGAAGCCUGCACCACCAAAGGUCGAGUACCUGCCCCCCGCACCCGUGAAGAAGGUCGUCUACACUCCUCCUCCACCACCCCCACCGGCACCCGUGAAGAAGGUCGUGUACACUCCUCCUCCACCACCCCCACCGGCACCCGUUAAGAAGGUCGUGUACACCCCUCCUCCACCACCACCAGCGCCAGCUGGCAUCCUGAAGGAAGACGGUUACCACUACGGUCAGCCCUCGGUCAAAUUCGAAACCUACGAGAAGCCCGCCCCUCCGGCUGUCAUCAAGAAGGUUGUGACUCCCGCACCACCAGUCUACGUUAAGCCCGCCCCUCCCAAGGUCGAGUACCUGCCACCCGCACCCGUGAAGAAGGUGGUCUACACUCCUCCUCCACCACCACCUGCACCCGUGAAGAAGGUCGUGUACACUCCUCCUCCACCACCCGUCUACGUGAAGCCUGCACCACCAAAGGUCGAGUACCUGCCCCCCGCACCCGUGAAGAAGGUCGUCUACACUCCUCCUCCACCACCCCCACCGGCACCCGUGAAGAAGGUCGUCUACACUCCUCCUCCACCACCCCCACCAGCGCCAGUGCAGAAAGUGGUGUACACUCCUCCACCACCAGUGUACGUCCAGCCUGAGGGUCCCAAGGGCUACAGCUACCCCAACGAUCCCCAGCCAUCGUUCGACUAUUAGGCUACGUAGGCUUCUUGUAAAUAUAAAGAAUCUUCAUUAAGUAU
Molecule: messenger RNA, 1741 nt
Organism: Drosophila pseudoobscura
Lineage: Eukaryota; Metazoa; Arthropoda; Insecta; Diptera; Drosophilidae
Product: extensin-2
Exons: 2
Coding region: 108-1697 (529 amino acids)
Source: RefSeq, a predicted model, not a curated record